Molecule: messenger RNA, 1790 nt
Organism: Trichomycterus rosablanca
Lineage: Eukaryota; Metazoa; Chordata; Actinopteri; Siluriformes; Trichomycteridae
Gene: vapal
Product: VAMP (vesicle-associated membrane protein)-associated protein A, like
Exons: 6
Coding region: 72-809 (245 amino acids)
Biological process (GO): neuron projection development
Cellular component (GO): plasma membrane; endoplasmic reticulum membrane
Molecular function (GO): FFAT motif binding
Source: RefSeq, a predicted model, not a curated record
AGUGAGGGUUGGGAUUGCUGCGCGCUCCCGGUGUCUGUGUGGAAGCAGUGAUCGGGUGUUCGGUAAUAAACAUGUCUAAGCUGGAGCAGAUCCUCAUCCUCGAUCCUUCUACCGACCUCAAAUUUAAAGGUCCGUUUACAGAUGUUGUCACGGCUAACCUGAGGCUGACAAAUCCGUCAGAUAAAAGAGUAUGUUUCAAAGUGAAGACCACAGCGCCACGCAGGUACUGCGUACGACCCAACAGCGGUUCCAUCGACCCCGGUGCCUCACUCACUAUCUCAGUUAUGCUGCAGCCGUUUGACUACGAUCCCAAUGAGAAGAGUAAACACAAAUUCAUGGUGCAGACCAUCUUUGCACCGGCUUCUGUCUCAGACACAGAGACCAUGUGGAAGGAAGCGAAACCCGAAGAGCUCAUGGAUUCCAAACUGAGAUGUGUGUUUGAGCUGCCUUCUGAAAACGAAGUGAAUGACGUGGAUGCCGUGAGUAAGGCUGCGCCCAUGCUGGCCUCCUCCAAGGUGGACGGAUCAGCUGUGCCCAAACCGAGCAGUGCUGCCCUGGAUGACACAGAGAUGAAGAAGGUUCUGGAAGAGUGCAAGCGGCUGCAGAGUGAACUGAGCAAGCUGCAGGAUGAGAACCGGCAGCUGAGGGACGAUGGCUUGAGAUUGAGGAAAGCUCAGCGGCCCGAGCACACGGCCUCCAAUUCCAGCUCUCUGAUGGGCCGAGAUGUGGCCACCAGCUCCCUCCCAUCGCUCCUGGUCGUCAUAGCAGCCAUCUUCAUCGGAUUCUUCCUCGGCAAGUUCAUCCUGUAGAUGGACGACGUGAGGGAGUCUGACGUGUCUGCCUGCCUGUCAACCAGUUCCAGAGAGAGAGAGAGAGAGAGAGAGAGAAUGGGAAAGAGAGGGAGAUCACAUGGCCUGGAUGAAAGGAGAAAGUCUUUCUGUUGACUUUGCCAUAUCAUUGGUAGCUGGGCCAGUGGCAGAAACACCCAACUGUCCGGCAUCAUAACGUCCUCAGCUUCACACACUGUUAGUCAAACUAGAGAGAGAAAGAGAGAGAGAGAGAGAAAGAAAGAAAGAGAGAGAUUUAAGGAAGAGAGAGAAGCCGAGCAGGAGCAGAAGACAGACUCUCUCCUCUAUCUUUCUCUCUUUUUUCCGUUAUGUUCUUUUCUUUGUGCGAUGGACAGAAUAUCGAUUCACUGAACAGCUUUAUUACACAGCAGUGGCUUACUAGAGUGAUAAAUUGUCUCACACAGGAAAGAAAAGCAAGAAAAACCACAUAUUAAGUAAAGCAGUGUAAUAAAUAUUUUUGUUCCCCUGCUACCACCACACUUCACUCUCUCUCAUUUUAUUAAGCGUACAAUGGAAUGUUAGUUGUAUUGUAAAUGUAAUUUUAAUCCUUUUAAAAAAAAGGAAAAGCAACUUCCAUCAAAACGACACGAAAAAGACAUCACGAAUCAUUUUCACCCGGCGUGCUCAGAAAGACGGCAGAUUUAUUUCUACCCCUCGAUGCCUCCUCUCCAUUUCCACAGGAACGUCAACAGUUGGGCCGGGAACAAAGAUGCCUCCUUUUGUAUAUUUGUCUUUCUUCCCUCCUGUCCCUAAUGAUACCAAUGCAGACUUUUAUUACUGUUAUCAUAUUCUUAAUAUUAUUAAUGUUCUUUAUUUUUCCCUCAGUACAAAGCAUUUAUUCCUACUCGAGGCAAAUGUUGACUGAAGUUUGAGUCUACACCUCUCCUGUUCUGUCCCAUGCUAUUCAACAUUGAAGAAAUAAAUAAAGUGGGAAAAACAAAA